AUGAUUGCAUUAUUUUAGGUUUUGGAUGGUUCACAUGUAUCCCUAUCUGGUUCUAAGCUUAAUAUUCUAUCAAAAGAUAAAUCAAAUUCCACUAUCUUAAUAUUUGAUUCUGAUCUCCUUUUGUUUCGGGAGUACUUGAUAACAAAUAGGAAGAUUUAGACUGCAUUCUGUGAUCCAAACAUACAGAUUCUGCUUUUAUUUGAAGAAUAGGAAUAAGAAUAAUUGACUUAGCUUUAUUCAGCCAAUUUAGAAAAAUCUUUUACACCAAUAUCAAAAAUAUUGAUUCCAGCUACUAAACUAAGAACUAUAGAUUGGUGUAAUUGUAGAAUUUGUGCAUUAAUUUUCGAAAAUUGUGUUGUCUUAUAUGAUAUUUUGUUAAACAAAAUUUUAACAAAAAUUACAUCAAAUUAUAAUACUAUAUCUAGAUUUUUAAUUUCUAAAAAGCUUACUUAAAUAUUUUGUUAAUAUUAAGAUAGAGAGAAUAAAUCGAUAUGUUUGGUAUUAACAAUUGAGAAUUAGAAUGAAGUAUAGAAGUUUGAGAAUUGUGCUUUCUUUAAAUUAAUCGAAGAAAAAGAUGAUAAUAAUUUGUUGAUGGUCCAAUAUCAAUCUAAUAAAAUGGUAAUAAUGUUGGCAAAAUUUGAUGAAGAAUUUAGAAUUGAGAGAAAAAUUGAGUAAUAGCUUUCUAAUCCUGAUUAAAAAAUUAUGAAAGUUGGAUAUAGAAAAUAAACGCAAGAAUUGCUUUUACUUGAUUCAAACUAAAAUUUGCAUAUUUAUUCAAUUAAUUCAGAUUUCUAGAUAAAUUUGAAAGCCCAAACUAUUCCAAAUAUCAUUUAAUUUAAUGUUUCUCUACUAAAAGAAAACUUAAUACUCAUUGACAAUAAAAAAAAUAUAAUUCUAUAAAAAUUGCCAUCAGAGACACAAAUAGAGCGUUUAACUUAUUAAACAUAAACUUUAUCCUUAGCAUCUCAGUUUAAAAAGAGAGCUAUUUAGGGUAUUUUAACAGAUCCGAAUAUUUCUUAAUAAACUAAACUAUUUGUUCAGUAAUAUCGUACAGAUUUUGAUAACUUGAGCCCAAAAUUUAAAAGUAUACUAAAUCUAAAAUUUAAAUCUCAGUUCUUACCUCUAGUUGAUUUUAGAAUUCUAAAUCUUGAUUAAAAUCAUAAUUCAAAAUUUAAAGAAUUUAUUCCAAAGAUGGAUACUUAUGCUGAAACUCAAAGUGUGAAGAAGCAUUUGAUUUAAUUAGAGGCUGCUCUCAAAGGAGAUAAUCCAAUCUUAUGUGAAGGUGGUGCUGCUUGUGGUAAGACUUCAAUAAUCUAAUAUUUGGCUUAUAAAAAUCAAUAGCCACUAAUAAUCAUGAAUCUUAGUUCUUUUACUUAAAUUUCUGAUUUAAUUGGCAAAGUUGAAAUUUUACCAGGAUUUAAAUUUGAAUUUUAACUUGGUCCUUUUGCUCAAGCUGUAUAAGAGGGUUUGUGGAUACUUUUGGAUGAAGCUAAUUUGGCAAGUGAUUCAAUACUGAGGGUUAUUGAAGAUGUUCUUGAACUUGGAUACAUCACUAUCUAUGGCAGUUAAAUUAAUUCUCAUGUCGAUUUAGUUGAUGGAACCUUAACAAUAAAGAAACAUUAAAAUUUCAAACUAUUUUUAACUCAAAAUCCAGCAACAGAUUAAAAGUUUGCUUCUUCUAGAAAUAUUUUUUCUCCAUCUUUGAUGAGUUAAUUUAUUACCAUUAAAUUUGAGCCAAUUAGCCCAAAUGACCUACAUUUGAUUAUUGACUAAAUCAUAUCCUAGAAACAGUAAGAAAUAAAAGAACAACUAAAACAACAUAUACCUAACUAAUAAUUAUCUUCAUUGCUAAUGAUAAUUUAUGAGGAAAUUAAAUAGAAAAAUAUGGAUGAUGGUCUGUUCACCAUAAGAGAUAUUGUUUAAAUUAUUGAUCUUUUCUUUUUAUGCCUAGAAUAAAUGAAGGAGAAAGUUUUAGAAAUAUUAAGUUUUAAGGAUUGUAUGAAAUUAAUCUCAACAUAGUUCAUCUCAUUAUAUAAAAAUCGUGAACUAAUUAAUUAUUAAAUUGACUAAAAUAAAGUUCUCUCUAACGCAAAUAAGUUAUUCUUCUCAACUAAAAAUUAGAGAGAGUCUGAAAUAUAAAAUUGGAACAGUAAUUAGCCACUUAAAUUUCUCUCAUUCCAUAAAUAUUUAUUUCAAAUGUUGACAUUGUGUUAUAAAACGAAAAGAGCGGCUCUAAUUGUGGGACAAUAAUAUUGUGGAAAAUUAUCAAGUGUUCUCCUUUGGCUUAAAUUGUUGAAUAUUUCAAAAUAUGAAGUAUUAGAACUAUCAUCAAAUACCACUGCAGAAGAUUUAUUUGGUAAGUAUCAACCAACUUAGAAUGGUUUUGAUUUCAUCUUAGGACCAGUAACCAGAUGUUUCCAUCAAGGAAAAAUUUUAAUUCUUACUAAUUUUGAUGCCCCCGAUUGUGCCUUGACAGAAUCACUAAAUGGUGUAUUAGAAAAGAAUUUUAACUAACUGGUAGUAUAAAAUCAAAAAUACUAAAGACAUGAAAAUUUUGCUAUAAUUGCAUUAUCAUCUGAUUUGGAGCAAUUAGAAAAAAAAAUUACCCCAUCUUUGAAAAGCAGAUUCGUAAGUUUGUAAAUAAAAUUUAGAUUGAAUUUGAAUGAUAUCACUUUAUUGUUAUAAUCAAUAGGACUAACAAAAAGAAAUUUUUAAUUUCCUAAAAUUAUUGAUUAGCUGAUGACAUUAGGUAAUAGCAAGGAUACCUCAAAUUUGGGAAAAAAGAUUGAACUGAUCUCAUUUAAUAAGAUAAUUAGAUUUUUAAAACCUAUUUAAGAGAUAUAAAAGUUUGCUAAAUCUUAAAAUAAUUAAGUUUUAUAACAAAAAAUUUUUGAGUGUAUUGAUUUCUUCUUAGCCUUUUGUUUGCAAGAUAAUAAAUCCAUUUUGAAUGAUAAUAUAAAAGUACCAAUAAAUUACCAAGAAUUAUUAUUAAAUAAUGGUAGGUAAAAUAAUUAUGUCAUUACUGAAUCAAGGAAAAGGGUUGCAGACAUUAUUGCAACUGCUAUUAAUGCUAAAGUUCCGUUAGUUUUAUAAGGAUCAGCAGGCGUUGGAAAAACAAAACUUAUUUCUACAUUCUAAUAAACAUGCAAAUUAUUUGAAUCAACUAGUUUUCAUUAUAUCAAUAUGAAUUAAAAUUCAGAGUUAAAUGAUUUAAUGGGAUAAUUUGUAUCUACAGGCUAGAAGGAUAAGAUAGAAUUUACAUUUAAAAAAGGUCCAUUAUUUUUAGGGAUGGAGUAAGGUGGCAUCGUUCUUAUAGAUGAAGCUAAUCUAUCAGAUGCUAGCAUACUUAACUUUUUAGCUAAUGUAGCCAAGUAUCCAUCAGAAUUUCAUGAUCCUGUUUCGGAUCAAAUAAUAAGGGUUCAUGAAAAAUUUCGAAUCUUAUUUGCAUAAAACCCUCCAUCCUAUAAUGGCAGAAAUUUGCUCCCAGACACAUUAGCAUCUAAAGUUAUAGUGGUCAAUGUUCCAAAUUAUAUUUUGGAAGAAGUACUUUAAAUUUGCACCGAAUCUUAGCCUUGUGUGUAAAAUGAAAAUUAGAUUUUCAUUAAAAGAGGUAUGGAAUAUUUUCUAACCAAAUUAAUACAAUAUCCUAAAGAUGGUAAUGAAAGAUAGCUGAAUAUUAAUGGUACUUAAUUUACUUUAAGGUAAUUCAUUAGAUUUCGAAAUCGAUUAGCGAGAACUGGUUUCUCUACAAACGAGCCUAAUUGGGAAAGCAUUUUACAAUUACAUUAAAUGAUACUUUUUCCGAAAAAUGCCUAUGAAGAAUAUAACUUAGAAUCUUAGAUAAAUAAAAUUGGAUAGAAUUUAUUUUUUUCGAUUAAAAAUCAAUAAGCUUAACUACAAAUAGCUCUUAAACUUAAGAAUAAAAUUUUGAAAAAAUAUGAGACAUUAGUUCAAAAUUUAAACUCAAUUUAAAGAUUAGUAUUCUGCAAAAUAGCAUUUUGCUAUUAUUUUAAAGAAAAUAUUCUAAUUUCAGGAGAGACCUCUUCAAAAACCUACUUGUCUAAAUUGUUUUCAGAAUUGAUUGAAUUUUAGAAUCCAAAUCCAUUUGAAUUAAUUUAUGUAACUUCUGAAACCAAUAUUACUGAUUUAGUUGGCAGUAUGGAGUCUCAUACUAAAAGUUCUUAUCACCAAUAUUGUUUAAGUUUGAUAAGAAGAUUUAAUUAGAAUAUGAAUUAAAAUGAAAAAAAAACUAUCGAAGAUCAUUUAUAAGAAUUAAAAUAAAGCUAUGAUUCACCAGAAUUCUUUGAUCAAACUAUUAAAAAUAUAGGCAAUUAAUUUCCCUUUAUUGAAAGAGGAUUGACAUUUAAUGCUAGAUUCGGUGGGGUUUUAUGUUUAAAAAAUAUAUCAUUGGCAGAAUAAUCUGUUAUUGAAGGAUUAAAUGCUUUAUUGGAGAUUGAACCCCAUUUUAUUGUAAAUGGAAAAGAAAUUAAAUUACAUAAUGAAUUUAUUUUGAUUGCAAUUAUUAAUAAUACAUUUGGAGGUUAAUUAAGUGAUGCAUUAUAGUCAAGAUUUACAAAAAUUCGAAUUCAAGUUCCAGACCUUAUUAAUCCUUCUUAAGAAAUAGAUAUUUCUUAUGAAAAAUAUCUUAUUAAUAAAAUCCCAGAUAUAACUUAAUAAAAAAAUAUUAUUUAGUUUAUAAAGGAACUUCUUAUUAGUACAAAAUAAUAUAAGGAGCUUUUCUAUUAAAAUAUAUCUAAUCGCAAAUUCUAUUAAUGGAUGAGCUUUUUGAAUUUAGAUUUGGAGGCAACAUUUUAAUAAAAAUUAGCAUUAGGAUUUUAAUUUGUGAUUUUGGAUAAAUAUAAAGUAAAUUUUGAAGAAGUCAUUACGAAUCCUGAACUUUAAGAACACUAUUAAUAAAUUUAAAACAAAAUUUAACUUAAAAUAAAAGAAAAAUAAUUUUUCAAUUCUCAAAAAAUCAUUAUAAACCCAAUUACUAAUAAAAUAUUAUAAAGAAUAUAUUCAGCAUUUUCUACAAAAUAUAUACCUUGCCUGAUAGGACCACCUGGAGUCGGAAAAUCUGCCAUUGCAUAGGAACUUGCUAAUAUAACUAAAAAAAAAUUCUGCAGAAUUUGUUGCUCAGAUUCUUUGAGUGCUGAAGAUUUAUUUGGAUCUUAUGCACCAAAGAUUGAAAAUGAUAAAGUAGUAUUCGUUUUCCAAUAGGGUUGUUUGGCAUAAGCAAUAUCUUCAAACAGCCUUAUUCUAUUUGAUGAAAUUAAUUUAGUAUCUCCUGAAAUAUUAAGCACUCUUUAAGCUUUAUUUAACACUGAUGAAAAAGAAAUUACAAUAAAAGAUAGUACAUUUAUUAAAGAAAAAUGCAUAUUUUUAUGCUCAAUGAAUCCCACUACAUAUUAAGGAAGAUAAGAAUUACCUUAAUGCAUAUCAAAUCUUUUAUGCGAAGUGUAUAUUGAAGCAUUCAAUAUUGAUCAUGUAAUUGACAUAUUUAAAUUGAAAUACUAAAAGGAGAUCAUAUAAUUAUAAAAGGCUGGAAUUAAUUUUAAUAUUAUUUUAGAUUUACACAAAGAGCUUGCUUUAUUAGACUAAGAAUAAUAAAAAUCCAACUAUGACUUUAAUAUAAGAUUUUUGGAAAAUCUCUUGUCUCUUUACAGCUAAUAUUUUUUAAAUCAAAUAUAAAAAUUAAAUAAUGAAAACCUUAAAUUAGAAUUAAUAAUUGUUUGUUUAGAUAUUAUAUAUGUUUAACACUUUUAUUAGACAGAAUUUUCACAAUAAGUACUAAAAAUAAUAUUGGAUAAAUUCGGCUUAAGUUAAGAUUAAUGGAAAAAACGAAGAGUUUUCUUAGAAUAAUAGGGAAAUGUAAUUAGAAUAAGUAGAUAAAUCGGAAAGGAUUUUAUACCCAUAUUUGAUUAGGUUUUAUCAAAUUAGGUCAUUCCUUAACUUUCCAAUAAUUCAUUCGUUGUUAACCUACAAAACUCUAUUAUUUUAGAGAAACUCUUUAUUGCAAUUAAUUCUAAAAAAGUAAUAUUAUGUUAAGGGGAUGUUUCAUCUGGGAAAACCUCAUGUGUUAUUAAAAUGGCAAAUCUUUUGAACUAAAGGUUCAUUUUGUUGCCAAUUCAUAGUGAUUUAGAAACUGAUGAUUUACUUGGUAGUUUUGCUUAAGUGAACCCUAAUCAUGAUGAAAUUUAAGUGGAAUUAGAGAGGUUAUCAAAAAAAUUCAUAUUGAGAAGAUAAGUAAUUGGAUAACAAUAAAAAGAGAUGCGAAUGAAAUAUGCUGAAGGAGUAUUAAAAAUUUGUUGUAAAUUUGGUUAUUGGUUAAUUUUGGAUAAUAUUAACCUAGCAAGAGCUGAAAUAGUAGAAAGGUUAAAUUCCUUAGGAGAAGAUUAGCCUUGUUUAUUUAAUAAUGAAUUUGGUGAUUCAAAUACUUGCAUAAUUCCACAUGAAAAUUUUCGUUUAAUAUGUUUGUAAAAUCCAACGAGAGUAGAUUAAAAUUAAUUGUCUCCUGCCUUUUAUAAUAGAUGUAUUAAAAUUAAUUUUGAAAUUGAUCUAAAACAUAAUUCAAACGAUAUUAUUGAGAUUUUAACCAUAAAAGGUUUAGGGUAAUAAUCAAUUCAACAAGAUAAUGUUGUUCUGGCGAGUAAUUUAUUAAAGUAAGUCAUAUUUAUUAAAGAACAUACAAAUGCUUUAAUUAAUAUAAGAAAUGUUAUAAAAGCCUUCAAUAUGAUUCAAGAAAAUGGAUUUUAAUAGUAUGAUUAAAUAAUGGAAAUUGUUUUUGGCUCAGAAUUUAAAGAAUCCAAAAAAAAUCCAUAUUUUCCCAUUUUUGAUUUAAAGUCUCAUAAUGUUACAGAUAAUAUUAUGGAUAAAUACACUGAUUCCAUAUUAAAUAAAUUAGUCUCAAACACAUUAAAAUAGAUAACUGAUUAACCCAAAAAAUUUCUAGAUUUUAUAAAUAUUAGUUAAUUUUUAAAAGCAAACUUGCUAGAAAAAGAAAUUUAGGUUUAUUAAAGGUUCAUUUAAGGUAUAAGCCAAUAAAUCUGUCUAGUUAAUUUUGUAGAGGAGAACUAAUAUGAUUUGGGAUGUUAUAAAUUUCAAGUAAAAGGAGAAUUAAUUAAAUAUGUUGGUUAACAAACUAUAAAAAUAUAUCCAACAUUUUUGUCCUUAUUUAUAUAAAGCAAAGUAUUGAAGAAUUUGUUAGUCAAAUCUAAAUUUGUAUUUUAGGAAUAAUCUAUUUUAGCUGAGGCAAGGUUAAAUUCUGAAGGUCAAAUGUUAGUAUCGUUCUAGUAACCAAAUGAUUUAUUUUUGGUUCCAUUGAUUAAGUCUCUUAUUGGACCAUCUUAUUAAUAGUUUUUUAAGAUUUUUAAGCAUAUGCUCUCAAAAUCUGAGAUUGAAUGCUCAAUAUAUCUAGAUUAGCAUAUAGAACUAUUCUUCAAUUUUAAAUUACUUGAUUAUUCAUUAUCCUACAUCCCCAAUCUUUAAUUUAAGAAUAUAUUUGGACAAAUUUCUUUAAAUAAAGAGAAUAUUAUUACAUAAUUUUCACUAAGUUGUGAUUUAUAACUUGAAUUAAAUUAGUAUUUUAUUAAAAAAGGUUUCUUUAGCAGAGUGCAUAAUUUAAAUUCACAUAGGGGUGAGAUUAGUAUUCCCCCUGAAAGUUAAAUUUUUAUCUUUUAAGAUUACAAUUGCUUCAAUUUAUUUUCAAAUAUAAAUAUAGUUUAAUCUCCAAAGUUUACCUCAUAUAUAGAUCUUGAGGAAAGAAAAGUAGAAAUAAAUUUAGAAUGUGAAAAUUCUAUUUAAAUCUAUAAGUUGCCAUUUCAUAUUAGAAUAAAUAGAAUUUUCGUUUAUUUCUUAUUAAAAGAAAAAAUUACUCUAAAUGGAAAUAUUCAAUGUACAUUUCAGAUAUUUGAUAAGGAUUUUUGUAGUUUAAAGGCCCAAAUUGAUAAAUCAAAGUUAAAAUUACAGUUAUCUUAAGGAUAGCAUUAAAUUAAUUGUUAAAAUUUCAUUAAAUAAUUUUUUUUGAAUUAUUUUGAGAGCAAUAACAUUUUUAUUUAACAGUUUGUGGAGAAUUAAAAGACUAUUAUAAAGAAAUUGGAUUUAAUCACUAAUACACUAUACUGGAAUUAUGAAUUUAAUUUUUAAAUUGAUUGGAAAAUGAAAAUUUUCAAAAAUAUUAUUUUAGAAAUGAAAAAUAUGGAUAUCUAUUGUCAUAUUGAUCCUUAGACAACGAACUUUACUAUUUGUUUCACUAUUGAAAUUCUUAAAUUUUGUUUUGAAUUUUAUGUUGAUUUUGACUUUUUGUCUUUUUUUUCCAAAUAAAAGAAAAAGUAAUUGACGAUGAUUUUAAAAAGUGGAAAAAAUUCUCCUCUUCUAAAAGAAAUUAUUGAGGUAUUUUCAAAAGAAUUGAAAAGCAAAUUAUAAAAUAUUUCUGGAUUUAAUUAAUAACAAACCAAAUAAUUCAAGAGGAAGGAAGAUUCUCCAUAAUUAUUCAAUGCUGAUAACUUUAGAAAAUUAGGAGAGUAACUUUCAUAAUAAUUUGAAGAAAAAGUUCAUUAAAUCCACAAUGAUCUUGGAUCUAAAUUACGCAUCGAAAAUUCUUAAUCCAAUUUGAAUGAAAAAAUUGAAAAAGAAAUUAAAUUAAAUUAUCAAGAAAAUAGCAAUUAGAAAUUUAAAUUAUCUCAAGAAUCUUAUAUAAUAUGGGAUGAUUAGAUUGAGUUGAAAUUUAGCGUCGAUCUAUUAAACCAAUGGAGUGUAUCCAAAUACUUAACCCUUAGUCAAUGUUGUUUAAAUAUUAUAGCAAAAAAUUAAAGUUUUGAUCUGAAUUUAAAUGGCUUUAUCAAAAUUAUGAAUAUGACUCUAAAUAAGUUUUAGUUGUUACUAACUCCUAACAGCUUGCUUGAUUUAAAUAUCGAAAAUGAACCCUUAAUAAUGUAGAUCAAUCCAAUUAGUUUCGGUUUUGGCUUGCUUGAUUAUUAGUUUGAAGAUUUAGAUAUAUUUCCUAAAUUAGAUUAAAUUGUUGGAUUUUAAUACAAUAUGUUAUCUCAAAAGUUUAACGGAGAGUUUAAAGUUGGGAAAUAAAAUAUUAAGCAUAACCUUUCUGGUUUAUAGUUUGAGAAUAUUUAACUAGUAUUUGGUUCAUCUGAUAAUUUAAAGAAUACCUUCGCAACUUUGGAAAUAAAAGUCAUUUUCUUUAAGCAAGAAAUUAAUUUUUAUUUAUAAUUUUAACGCGAAUAAAUUAAUAAACCUAAAAGUUUAAUUAGAUAAUUACAAUUUACUUCCUAUGCAUUAAAGAAUUUUAGUUUUAAUGAAUUCUUAGAAAAUAGUGUUGGAAUAACUCUUUCAUAAAAAAAAUUACAGUUUAAUGUUGAAAAUUUUGAGUUUUUUUUAAAAUUAGAAAAGAAUUUAUCUUGGAAACAUUCAAUAAUAUUAUAGAUAUAAAACAGUUAAUGUCAAAUUUUAGAGAAUUUUGUAAGACUUCAAAAUUUGAAUGGUUUGAUUCUUUAUAAAAAUUAAAGUUGGGUGGACAGUUGUAUAUCAGGAAUAUGCUUUGUUCGAGAUUUUAACUUAGGAUCUUUUAGUCUAACUUUUAACAAAGAAGUAAAUGGACUUGAAGCUAAAUUUUAAGUAAACCCUAAAUUUGAGACGAAAGAAUUUUUCUUAACUAUUCAUAAUAAAUAAUUGAAUUUCAUUUUUUUUGAGAAUAUAGGACAUGAUGAAAUAAAAGUUAACUUGGGUCUUUAUAACAAUAAAACCAUAUUCGAGCUUAAAGAAGAAGUUAAAAUAUUCUCAUGGAGUAAUAUCUCAGCUUUAAAGUUGAAAAACAUUGUCUUCAAGUAUUUUGUAAGUGAAGAGAUUGAAAUAGAAAAAAAUUCAAAUUUUUAAUUUGAAAUAGAAAUUUUUGAUGAUAUUAAUUUGAGAACUAAAAUAACUAUGCUACCUAGGACCACC
Paramecium tetraurelia is the source of this 9951-nucleotide messenger RNA. RefSeq lists its product as uncharacterized. The annotation marks the transcript as partial. Gene Ontology annotation, molecular function: ATP binding; ATP hydrolysis activity. Gene Ontology annotation, biological process: ribosomal large subunit assembly; rRNA processing. NCBI's taxonomy places the organism in Eukaryota, Ciliophora, Oligohymenophorea, Peniculida, Parameciidae. Gene Ontology annotation, cellular component: preribosome, large subunit precursor. The record is from RefSeq and is a predicted model, not a curated record. The transcript has a single exon.